CAUGUUCAGACUCGCAGACACAUUGACUCAGGCUCUGGGAAAGUACCAUGGCUAAGGGAAAGAAGGGACCAAAGGGCAAAAAGAUCACUUUAAAAAUGGCUAAAAAUGCCCUCAGGGUAACACCCGAUGGAAAAAGGCGGCUUGAUCUGAGCAACAUGGGUAUUGACACUUUCCCGAAAUGCCUUCUCAAGCUGACAGGCAUGGAGGAGCUGGACCUAAGCCGCAAUCAGCUAAAGACGAUCCCUGAUUUCAUCGGCAAGCUCACCGGUGUGCGCUGGCUCGACCUGCACAGCAACAAUAUCAAGCAACUACCGAUCAGCAUCGGGCAGCUGGAGUCACUGUGCCACCUCAACCUGUGCAACAAUAACCUGGACUCAGCCGGUUUACCCGCUGACAUCGGCAACCUGAAGAGCCUGCAGACGCUCAACCUGGGUUUGAACCAACUCACUGCUCUUCCUCCCACCAUGGCUGCCCUGACCAACCUCAGAGAGCUGGGUCUGUUUGACAACAAGCUCACCACAGUUCCUGAGUUCAUUCAGGCCCUGCCGAACCUCAAGAGAAUCAACACUAAGCGUAACCCUGUUGCAUACUCUCAAGGAGAUGCCAAAGAUGUGAAAGCAACCAAGGGUCUGUAUUUAGUGAGGGAGGCAGAUCUGUGUAAGCUGUGUGCCGAGAAAUGUAGAGAGGAGCGGAUGAGAAUGAAAACGAAAAUGCUUUCAAACCAGACUCAGCGGAGGAGUCACUUUUCAGGACUGGUCACACCAAACUCCGUGGCACAUAACAAUCAGGAGCUGUGGCGCUAGACCAUUGCCUCAACUCACGUGGGUCAAAAAUGGCAUGCCAAGACAAACAUAUGGAUUCAUAUAAGAUGAUAUUUAAAGACAAUUAAAUGGC
Molecule: messenger RNA, 894 nt
Organism: Trichomycterus rosablanca
Lineage: Eukaryota; Metazoa; Chordata; Actinopteri; Siluriformes; Trichomycteridae
Gene: lrrc18a
Product: leucine rich repeat containing 18a
Exons: 2
Coding region: 48-803 (251 amino acids)
Molecular function (GO): protein binding
Source: RefSeq, a predicted model, not a curated record